Molecule: messenger RNA, 610 nt
Organism: Sinocyclocheilus grahami
Lineage: Eukaryota; Metazoa; Chordata; Actinopteri; Cypriniformes; Cyprinidae
Product: homer protein homolog 1-like
Exons: 5
Coding region: 59-610 (183 amino acids)
Molecular function (GO): G protein-coupled glutamate receptor binding
Source: RefSeq, a predicted model, not a curated record
CCGCAUCAUCAGCCUCGACGGGUCAAAGGCCAUCAUCAACAGCACCAUCACCCCCAACAUGAGCUUCACCAAAACCUCACACAAGUUCGGUCAGUGGGCAGACAGUCGGGCUAACACGGUCUACGGCCUGGGCUUCUCCUCCGAGGCCCAUCUGAGCAAAUUUGCUGACAAGUUUGCGGAGUUCAAAGAAGCGGCGCGGUUAGCCAAAGAGAGAUCUCAGGAGUUAACCAGCUCACCCUCACAGGAAUCAGCGAUGGGCGACCUUCAGUCUCCUGUGACUCCAGAGAGCAUCAACGGCACGGACGAGAGAGUGACCCCCGACGCCGCCUUCAACACCGAGAGCCGCGCCGAGAUCAACACUGUGCCCUUCCCCCACAGCUCCACGUCCAUGAGCAAGCACUGGGAGGCUGAGCUGGCGGCUCUGAAGGGGAACAAUGCUAAGCUGACGGCGGCGCUGCUGGAGUCCACGGCUAACGUCAAGCAGUGGAAGCAGCAGCUGGCGGCGUAUCAGGACGAGGCCGAGCGACUGCACAAACGGGUCCGCUUCAGCAAACAUAAACCAAAGACAUAUCACCAGUCUUUCAGAUCCGCUCACUCAUCAUGCCACUAG